UUUGCAGCGGCCACACCAGAAGCCGCCUGGGCGGGACCCCAGCGUGAGCAUCGAGCGCCCCCCAAGGAGUGCACGACCCCCGGAGCCGCCCUCAACACGGACCGCGCCCGCCGGGCACACAAGAAUGGUCACUCAGAUACUCGGGGCCAUGGAGUCUCAGGUGGCGGGGGGCCCGGCCGGCCCGGCCCUGCCCAACGGGCCACUCCUUGGUACAAAUGGAGCCACUGAUGACAGCAAGACCAACCUCAUCGUCAACUAUCUGCCCCAGAAUAUGACCCAGGACGAGUUCAAGAGUCUCUUUGGCAGCAUUGGCGACAUCGAGUCCUGCAAGUUGGUUCGGGACAAGAUCACAGGGCAGAGCCUUGGCUACGGGUUUGUGAACUACUCUGACCCCAACGAUGCAGACAAAGCCAUCAACACCCUCAACGGCCUCAAACUGCAGACGAAGACCAUCAAGGUAUCCUAUGCCAGACCCAGCUCUGCCUCCAUCCGGGAUGCGAACCUGUACGUAAGCGGGCUCCCCAAGACCAUGAGCCAGAAAGAGAUGGAGCAGCUCUUCUCCCAAUACGGUCGCAUCAUCACUUCUCGCAUCCUGGUGGACCAGGUCACAGGUGUCUCUCGGGGUGUGGGAUUCAUCCGCUUUGACAAGAGGAUCGAGGCCGAGGAGGCCAUCAAAGGACUGAACGGGCAGAAACCGCUGGGCGCGGCCGAGCCCAUCACAGUCAAGUUUGCCAACAACCCGAGUCAGAAGACCGGGCAGGCCCUGCUCACUCACCUCUACCAGUCCUCCGCCCGGCGCUAUGCAGGCCCCCUGCACCAUCAGACACAGCGCUUCCGGCUGGACAAUUUGCUCAACAUGGCCUAUGGAGUCAAGAGUCCCCUGUCGCUCAUCGCCAGGUUCUCACCCAUCGCCAUUGACGGCAUGAGCGGCCUGGCGGGCGUGGGCCUGUCGGGGGGCGCGGCGGGCGCAGGCUGGUGCAUCUUCGUGUACAACCUGUCUCCGGAGGCUGAUGAGAGUGUGCUGUGGCAGCUGUUUGGGCCCUUCGGGGCGGUCACCAAUGUCAAGGUCAUCCGUGACUUCACCACCAACAAGUGCAAGGGCUUCGGCUUCGUCACCAUGACCAACUACGACGAGGCGGCCAUGGCCAUCGCCAGCCUCAACGGCUACCGCCUGGGCGAGCGCGUGCUGCAGGUGUCCUUCAAGACCAGCAAACAGCACAAGGCCUGAGCCACCGCCGCCCUCCCCACCCUCCCCGGGCAGCAGAGACAGAGAGAGAGAGAGAGAGAGAGAGAGAGGACGGGCCGAGAGAGACAGCGCAGCAGACCACGGACAGCACGAGGGCCCCGUGUCCCUGCGGAAGCCACAGGGUGAGCACUCGGUGGGAGGGUCUGCAGGGAGUGGGGGGUGCCUGGGGGUCCCCCACCCCAUCCUUCUGCCUCCCCUCGCACCCCCCCUCAGGCUGGGCUGUUCACUCUCUCGUCUUGGUUUUGUUCAUGGCGAAGGUUUUUUGUUUCCUUUUUCGGCUAAAACGAAAGCAGAGAUGUGCCCCCAGCCACCUUCACCACCCUCCAUGGAUGGCCUGGGAGGGCACUGGGGGUGCCCUCCCAGGCCCCCUUGCCCAGGCCUCCCCAACACCUUGGUGAGCCUGAGGGGGUGGGAACAGGUUUAAAAAUCCCCAAAAAAGCUAAAUGUGAGAGGGAUGUGGGCAUCCCUGGCCCAGAGCCCCUGGGCGGAGUGUGAGGAGCAGGGGGAGGGGCUGGAAACAGAAACAAAAUGAAAAAAAAAG
Messenger RNA from Vicugna pacos (alpaca), 1787 nucleotides. It is a transcript of the gene ELAVL3, whose product is annotated as ELAV like RNA binding protein 3. Lineage: Eukaryota; Metazoa; Chordata; Mammalia; Artiodactyla; Camelidae. Gene Ontology annotation, molecular function: RNA binding. Gene Ontology annotation, cellular component: ribonucleoprotein complex. The record is from RefSeq and is a predicted model, not a curated record.